AUGCCCUCAAUUAUUGGUGAAACUCAUACAGCAUUCAUAGGAGGAAAGAAUAUCCUAGAUGGGGUAUUUAUUGCUAAUGAAGUAGUUGAUGGAUGGAAAAAGGCCAAGCUGCAAGGGUUGACUAUCAAGUUGAACUUUGAGAAAGCCUUUGAUUCAGUAAAUUGGGAAUUCAUGUUCUCUAUGAUGUCUAGCUUUGUGGCUGAAGGGCUCAAUAUACUCCUUACUAGAGCACUUAAUCUUGGCAUUCUCAAAGGAGUUUUGGUUAGGGCUAAUGAGGUACUUAUAUCUCAUCUUCAAUUUGCUGACGACACUAUUCUCUUAUGUGAAUCAGAUAUGGCUCAGGUGGUAAUUAUCAAAAGGAUUCUUAGAUGCCUUGAAGUUUUAUCCGAGCUCAGAAUCAAUUACCACAAAAGUGUUGUAUGCAGCGUUGGUGUGGAUGAUGAGUCACUGCAUACUUUUGCAAACCUCUUGACUUGCAAGAUCAAGAUUAUUAGGUGGAUGGGGAAAAUGUUGUCCUUAGCAGGAAGAUUAACUUUGAUCAAGUCUGUCCUAUCAAGUCUACCUGUGUACUAUCUUUCUCUCUUUAAGAUGCCUGAAGGUGUGGCUCGUGAAUUUAAGAAAAUUAAGGCUGCUUUCUUGUGGAAUGGUAAUGACCUAAAAAGAAAAGUUCAUUUGGUGAAAUGGUUAGAGGUAACAAAGAGUGUUGGCCAAGGGGGUCUAGGCAUUAGGAGGAUUAGGGAUGUUAAUGCAUGCUUGCUUCUCAAAUGGUGGUGA
This is a messenger RNA of Camellia sinensis, 774 nucleotides long. The record is from RefSeq and is a predicted model, not a curated record. NCBI's taxonomy places the organism in Eukaryota, Viridiplantae, Streptophyta, Magnoliopsida, Ericales, Theaceae.